Molecule: messenger RNA, 2370 nt
Organism: Adineta steineri
Lineage: Eukaryota; Metazoa; Rotifera; Eurotatoria; Adinetida; Adinetidae
Source: the annotation of a GenBank genome assembly
AUGAAUUUGACAACAUGUGGUAAUAAUCUAAAACCACAGCCUGUUUUUCAUCAUACAACUGUCUGGAACGAAGAUCAUCAAGAACAUAUGUUUCUAAAAGUUGAUCCACAAGAAAAAUUUGCUUACGUUUUUGCCGAUUCAUUUAUACUUUCUUACGAUUUGUUUACCGAUCAAAUCAAUCAAAUUAACAAAACUAAUUCUAUCGUUUUCGGUAACAGUUACGGAUCGUUUGCUCCUUAUGCGUUUGAUUUAAAAAAUGAUUGGGCUGCUGUUGCAGGAUUUCAUUUAGUUCAAAAUUAUUCUCGAAGUAAACAAUGUCUUUAUAUAUUUGGACUUCAACCACUACGUAUAAUGAAUGUGAGUGUUAUUGGUGCGGACGAUAUUCAAGGAAGUGAAAGAACUAGCUACACUCGAGAUUAUGAAAUGUCACUUUCAAUUAACCCUUCGGGAACGACAAUAGCUAUUGGUGAACUUCAACUAAAUAAAGUGACAAUUGCGUAUUUGGGUGGUAAUGAAUCACAUCGAUUUGUUUCGAAAUUUCACGAGAUUAGUGAAUCUGAAAAUUGGUCCGGUUUUGGUUAUUCAAUUAGCUGGCUCAAUGAUGAUAAUACACUCGCUGUUCUCGUGCUCAAAUCGACAAAUCACACUUCGUCGAAAUCGGAAAUACAAGUAUAUAAAAACAUAUUUCUUAAUCGAACUCGUGGUUCAAUCGUACCUACCUUCGUUAUUCCGAAUAAUCAACAGACCUUGAUGAGUAUUCAACGUUCAAAGUCUUGGCGUAAACAUUCUUUCCGCCGUAUUCGGACACGCUCGAACAAUUUAUUAAUCCAGCUAAAAAAUGUUGAUAUCGUAUAUAUUCCAUCUGCUGAUGCCGGCUUUUGUUCUAUGGAGCCCGUAUUGAUCAACUUUCUAAAUCUGUACGUCUUGAAACCAAGACCAUGUGUAAGUGGAUCUUAUAAGAAUACAUCUGGUCCUGGUCCGUGCACGAUUUGUCCACCACGUACAAAAAAUCCUGGAAAUUAUCCGUCAAUUCAAUGUCGACCUUGUAAUUUAACUGCGUUUUGUUCAUUGGGCGCUAGUGAUGAUGUCAAUUUAACUGACUUUAAUUCGUAUAUUCAAACAUUCAGUUAUCCAGAUACACCUAUUAUCGAUGACUACGAUGAUUUAUUAUUAUUAAAAUUUUUUCCUGCUAAUAUUGAAUGGAGUUGUUUCAUUUUUACGCCUCUUUUCUGGACUCUAAUGGCUACAAUACUAUGUUUAAUGGUAUGGUUUAUUAUGUUUUUUAUUAAACGACGACGUCUAAAUUCGAUCGAUAUCUACCGUCAACGAGCGAAGAUCGUUUUCAAACAUACCGAUCUUAUUGGCGAAGGAGAACGAUGGAUUGGUGGUCUCGCAUCAGUUAUCAUUUUUACUAUCAUCAUAUAUUGUACGAUAUUUGCCAUCUUUUACUUCUAUUCGUAUCCCAUCGAGAAAGCAGAGGCGGUCGAUAAAACAUGCGGUAAUACUCAACGAAAUACGAAAUUCGAUAAUGCACUUCAACUGCCCUUACCUGAAACUGAUGGUACUUAUUGGAAAAUAUUCGAUAUGCUCAACGAACAACCGUUCACUAUGACUAUACAUCUAGUAAAUACACGAGCUCAGUGUAAUGAUAUCACUGUUGAACGUAACAGACGUACGGGUACUCCUUUAUCAAUAGUCGAAACAAAUUGUACACUGUCACCAAACAAUGUUAGUGGUUCGUUUAGUUUUAAUCUACCUACUCAUAAGUCCUCUGUUCGAGUUGGUAUCAAUGGGCCGUACUUCAUCGGAGCACUUCGUAUUUGUCUACAUGGAAAAUCUCAUGCUGAAACUGAUGAUUUCGCAGUACAUGAAUUGCACGAACUUGAUGUAUGUACUCUUUUCUAUGCGAAUAAUCAAACGAUUGGACGUUCGACUGAUUUCAUUGUACGUCUCAUCAAAGUUAUUAAUGUAACAAAGCCAUUACAUCGAAAUGAUAGAACAUAUUACGGUGGCAUAUUUGCUCCAUUUAUUACAUAUACCGAUAUUCUCUCGGAUGAAUUGUAUUUUGCAGAAAAAGGAGAAUAUUUACGAUAUUCUUCUAGACAAACGACUGUUAAUAUUCAGCUUAGAGAAGAAAUUUAUUUUGUUCAAAACAAUCAAUCACCCAUUAUUCGUCGAGGAGCACUUUUCUUUCAUACACUUCUCUUUAGUAUUUCACUUAUAGAAAUAUUUGCAAUGUUUUUUCUUCUUUACAAGCUCUGGUUUUAUCCUAUUCAUCAACGUAUUCAAAGAUCUCAAAAUGAUCCAGCUGAAGAUGUGCUCCAGUCGAGUCAGUCGCACAUCACUAUAGAUGUAAAUUUUGUUUUCUAA